GCCUCAUCUCUUUCCUCCCCCUUGCUCCCUGCCCACUGCCCCUCUUUUUUCCUUUCCAUGGAUAGAGCUGCAAUUGCCUUAGCUGCUCAGCAGCAGCAGGGGGCGGAAGGGGAUGAGAAAGAGGAGCAGAGGCAGGAGCAGCAGCAGCAGAAGGAGGAGCAGCAGGAGGGAGCAUGGGGUGCUGGUGCUGGAACAGCCGGCCAGCUGGCAAGUCUGUGGCUGGCCGUCAGUGUGGUCAUGGCAGUGCAGUUCGCAGCUGCAGUGGCGGUUGGCAGUGAGGCGUUUGAGGAGGGUGCCCUAGAUAACACAUCAAGGAGUGAUCGAGGCAGCUUCAGAGGGAAUGGUGCUGAAGCCGGAGCAGCGGCAGUGCGAUGGGGGGCAGCUGCUGCAGUGGCGGCUAGCAGUGAGGCGUUCGAGGAGGGUAUUUUCAUUAACCCGCCUCUUUCUGAGACAACUGAAACAUCGUUUGACAGGGGUGCACCAGAAGAAGCAGCAGGGCGGGUGGGAGGGAUGGGCCGAGAGCAAAUGGAAGAGGAAUCUUCGGGGCGCUUUCCCAGUGAUGACUUGUGUGGGUCUGUGGAGGAGAGGAAGCUUCUUGCAUGGAACAGGCCGGGUUCCUCAGCAUUACCAAUACGGCACGCUCUGUUCGCAUCUCUUGGAACAAUCACCACCAUCGCUCUCAUCCUCACACUCUCCACUUCCCUCGCUCUCACCCUUCCCGUCCUCCUCUCCUCCCUCAUCUCCUCCCUCCCCUCCACUCCAUUCCUCUCAACUUCUUCACAAUAUUCUUCCUCUCAAUCCUCCUCCUCCCAGUUCUCCUCCUCCACCUCGCCCUCUGUGGACGACCGUCGCCUCAUGCCCGCAUCUGCUUCUCUCACGCUAACCAGAGUGCUGGCCCUCGUUUGUGUCACACCCUUGCUCGCCUUCUUUACAAGACUCGUGUUGCCUAUCGCAGCAGCAAUGGGGGAAGGCUUCUCCUCCUCCCUGCGCACCUCCCUCCUCUUGCUCCGCUCACAUGCCUCCGUCAUCAUCUCCCUCUCGCUCUCCUCCUCCCUCCUCUCCAUCGCCCUUAUCACCUCCCACGUUGCUGCGCUAGCUUCUCUUGGGGCAUUGUUUGGCAUUUUCCUUGAGGGUGGACUGAAUGAAACGCUUUUGGGCCGGCGGGUGGCAGUCAUUUGGGUCUUCCUUGCGCCUUCCAUUGCUGCUGUGCUGCUGAAUCCGUUCGACCUUCUGACGGGUGGAGGCGGCGCGGGCGGUGGUGCUGACGGAGGCUCCAAGAAUCGCCGAAACCGGAAGAAGAAGCAGCAGCAAUCUCAAGGAGACGACCAGCAGCAGCAGCAGCAGCAGCAGCAGCCUCAGCAGCAGCAGCAAAAGCAGGAGCCGGAGGUGGUUCAACCUGCACCAACCGAACCUCAACCGCCAACAGCCACGGCCGCUGCUUCGAUCGGCCAGCAGGCAGAUGCAGCUUCCCCCGCAGCUGCCUCUGCACCUUCCGCUGCGAAGAAGAAGAAGGGGAAAGGCGCAAAGGCGAGGCAGCCUCGUUGGGGGGACGAGGAGGAGGAACCAGCCAAUGGCGCAGUCGCUGCUCCUGAGAUCUCCUCCAAACCGGCAGGAGAAGCCGCCGCGCCGGCAGUUACGCCUUCAUCUCCGCCGGCGGCCGGCACGGAAAUUCCGCUAAUCAAGGAUCCCAAGGCGUACGAGACGGGGGGCCUGAUGCCGGCGGAAUGGGGGGCGGAAACCGCGCGGGAGGAGGCGUGGCAGCAGGGCGGAAAGAGCAAAGGCGGAAAGCAGGCCAAAUCCGCGGGUGCCGCCGCCGGCGCGGCUCCAGCUGCGCGUGGCGGGAACAUCGGCGCUGCUGCUGUGCCUGCCCCGGGCGCGGGGGGAGCGAUCAGCGCGGAAGCUGCGGCGCUGGAGGCGGCGGCGGAGGCGUGCGGAAGGGAUGCGGAGGCGCGGGUGAGGCAGUGGCACGACUGGACUGUGCGCGCGCAACAACUGCCCGCGCCUGGCACUGCGACGGCGUGGAAGGAGAUCUUCUUGAGGAGUCGAGCAUUGGAGAAGACGGUUGAGAGCUGCAUCACACUGCCUCUGUAUCCCCACCACCUGCCGCACCUCCAGGCGCUGCUCUCUGUGUCUCUGGGCCAUCAGGAGGCGGCUCAGGUGAUUUCUCAGGUGGCAUCGGACCUCUCUCAGGUGCUAUCCGAGGAAGGCGCCACCCUGGGCCUCACAGGUGGAUCUGCAGGCAAGGGAGCAGCGGGAGGGGAUGUGCGUGGGGCAGCUGCUAAGGCUCUGGCUGCUGCUGUGACUGCAGUGAAGCUGGGCGGGUCAGGGUGGGCGGUGGAGCGCAUUGCAGCACAGCUUGGGGACGCGGGUGUGUCCUCGAAGCUGCAGGAGAUGCAGACCAAGGCCGCAUCAAUGGAGCACCAGCUGCAGAUGAUUGCUGCAGGAGGAGCAGCGGCAGCAGCAGCAGUGGGAGGCGCAGCAGCAGGGGUGGCUGCAGACGAGGGCGGAGCAGCAGCUCGUGGCGUACGGCUAUCUCAGCUGGUGAACAUCACCGAGUCGCGAAUCAACCUCCUUCUCUCCAGCCUGCAAUCCCCAGCGCCGUCCCCUGCCGAGUCUGCCUCUCCUGCUGCAGCGGAAGCAGCUGCUGCUGCCGCUCAAGCUUUGCAGUCUGUGCGCGACCUUACAGCCGAGAUCGUCCGUCGGAAAAAACUCCCACCGACACCUAGCUCAGCCGCUCAGGGGAAAGCAGGAAAGCUGGUUACAACAGCGGUUGCAGGAGUAGGCGCGAGUGGGAAAGCUGGCGCUGCGGCUGGUAGUGGUGGUGUGGGAGGGGCAGCAGAGGAGGGCGGGUGGGAGACGCAAGGGGGAGGAGGCAAGGGUGGGAAGAAGGGCGGGAAGAAGGGGGGUGGAGACAAGGGCAAAGCAGCACCAGCAGCAGCAGCAGCAGCAGCAGCAGGUGCAGCAGCAGGGGCGGCUGCAGUGGAGGAGGCAAGGAGGAAGCUAGAAGAGGCAGCAGUGGAGAGUAGCAAGCUGAGGAGCCAGGUGGAGGCUGCAGAGGCAGAGGCAUCUAGGCUGCGAUCGCUGUGGUUGGAUGCAGAGGCGAGGCGGAAGCAGCUGGAGGAGGUGCUAGCUGCUGCCUCUGCUACUGCUGCCGGUUCUGGCGGAAAGUCCCCCGCAGCAGCAGCCCAGAACGUGGUCCCGGCACCAGUAGCGCCAGUAGCAGCGGUUCAACCCGAGCAGCAGCAGGGGCAGGGGCAGGAGGGGCCGCAGCUGACGCCAGAGCAGCUGCACCAGCUGCGGUGUGCGCAGCAACUGGGGGUGGUGCAUGCUCUCGAGUCCGUGCUGCAGCGCCCGCACAUGCCCCUUCCAGGGCACGCUGGAGGUCCAUUCUCGGGCGCCCCCGACCGCGAGGCAGCAGUGAUGGCCGUGGUGGGGCAGGCAGUGGAGAAUCAUCUCAGUGCGCUCUCCGCCCUGCUGCACGCCAAGCUGGACCAGCUCAAAUCAGCCGGCGAGCGUCUGCAGUUCUCCCAGGAGAAGCUACAGAAGAUGAAGGCUGAGAAGGACGCUCUGAAGGGCAAGCCACAGCUGGCUGCAGCUCUCGCCAGGCCGUUGCAAGCCAUUGAGCACAUGCACAAGACUCGUGUUUCUGAGGUCCAAUCGGUGAUGGCAGAGGCAGAGGCACUGGAAGCAGCACUGCAGAAGCCGCAGCUGCGGUCGGCAGUGGCACUGCUGCCGCCCAUGCCGUCAGUCAACGACUUCUUACAGCAGAUCGGCGUCACGCUGCACCAGGUACACCAAGAGUAUGCUGCUAUCCAAGCAGGCGCGGCCAACUCAGCUGCUGCCUUGGCCGCUCCAGGCCGCAUGCCCCACACCCUCUUUCCCUCUCAACUCAAUCCUCCCCUCCCUCCCCUCCCUUCCACUCUCCCCCUAUCAGGUACACCAAGAGUAUGCUGCCAUCCAAGCAGGCGCGGCCAACUCUGCUGCUGCCUCUGCUUUUUCCUCUCAACGUAA
Molecule: messenger RNA, 4011 nt
Organism: Closterium sp. Naga37s-1
Lineage: Eukaryota; Viridiplantae; Streptophyta; Zygnematophyceae; Desmidiales; Closteriaceae
Source: the annotation of a GenBank genome assembly